AUUUCUGAGUGAUGCAAAAAAAAUUUAUCGACAAUUUAAAAAUUUUAGCGUUUGGAGGAACUGGUGGCAAUGGUAUUUUAAAAUAUAAUGGUAAAGGCGGAAAAGGAGGAGAUGUUUUAGCAUCUGCAUGUUCAAAAACUUCACUUAAUUUAUUAGCAAAUAAUUAUCCUAACAAAAAAAUUAAAGCUGAGCCUGGUGACCCUUCAAGAAUGUUUGAAUUGCAAGGAAAGCCAGGGAGAAACACGAUCAUUCAUGUCCCACUUGGUUCGUCGUUUUAUUAUAUUAAUGAUAAUAAGCAAACAAAUAAAUUUAAGCAUUUAGGAGAUGUAAAUAAAAUAAAUGAACAAAUUCUAUUAGCCAAAGGUGGGGAACCAGGAUUUGAACAUAAUUUGUAUAAUGGUCAACCUGGUGAAUGUAAUAAAAUUUUGAUAGAAUUAAAAUUAUUAGCUGAUGUAGGAUUGGUUGGGCUUCCAAAUGCUGGUAAAUCUACACUUUUAAAAUCAUUAACAAAUGCUCAUCCUAAGAUUGCAAAUUACCCAUUUACUACAUUAACUCCACAAAUUGGUAUAUUAGAAUAUAAAUCAGAUUUCCGUAAAAUAUCAAUAGCUGAUUUGCCAGGAUUAAUUGAAGGAGCAUCAUUAAAUAAUGGAUUAGGUCACAGUUUUCUAAAACAUAUUGAACGCACCAAACUUCUCUUAUAUUUAGUAGAUAUACAUGGAUUUUCACUCGAUAUUUAUAGUAAAUACAUGACAGCAAUCGAAACAUUACAAUUAUUAAUUAAAGAAAUUGAAUUAUAUAAUAAAGCCUUACUUGAAAAGCCAUCAAUAUUAGUUCUUAAUAAAAUAGACAUUAAUAAAGAUACAGAUAUCAAGGGUCCAAUAAAUAUAAAUCAAAAAUUUACUAAUAUAAGUUCAUUUGACCAAUUCUCAAAUGAUCGAAUCAAAUUCCACGAAAUAUUUGAAAUAUCUGCUAAAAAUAAAGUUGGAUUACAAUAUUUAAAACAACGUAUAAGGGUUAUAUUGGAUGAUACCUCAUUUCAAAAUUAAUCCUUAUUAUAUAAUAUUGUUAAAACAUAAAU
Molecule: messenger RNA, 1078 nt
Organism: Gordionus sp. m RMFG-2023
Lineage: Eukaryota; Metazoa; Nematomorpha; Gordioida; Chordodea; Parachordodidae
Product: GTP-binding protein 10-like
Exons: 1
Coding region: 12-1046 (344 amino acids)
Cellular component (GO): mitochondrion
Molecular function (GO): magnesium ion binding; GTP binding; GTPase activity
Source: RefSeq, a predicted model, not a curated record